Metopolophium dirhodum (rose-grain aphid) is the source of this 1117-nucleotide messenger RNA. RefSeq names its product protein canopy 4 (gene CNPYb). Gene Ontology annotation, molecular function: signaling receptor binding. The record is from RefSeq and is a predicted model, not a curated record. Gene Ontology annotation, cellular component: endomembrane system. The transcript is spliced from 5 exons. NCBI's taxonomy places the organism in Eukaryota, Metazoa, Arthropoda, Insecta, Hemiptera, Aphididae. The coding region runs from base 231 to 851 and encodes 206 amino acids.
AAAUUUUGUAUUGUAGUUACUCAACGUACAAUCAACGCUCGAUUUCUUUUCAGAAACCCUGCUGAUUUAUGGAAGCCCCGAGUAUAAAAAAUUAAAAAAUCGAUUUUUAAAUAAUAACACCUUUGGUAUUAGGUAAUCGGUUUUGGUUAUAAUUUACAGUUAAUUAAUCAACAGUGUUGAGUAUUGUGUAAUUAUGUAUUGUUAAGUAAAAAACAAGUCAAAUCAACAAAAUGAUUUUGUUAAUAAAGUCAAUAGUUUUCAUAUUACUUAUAGCUAAAUCGUUGAGUACAUCGACAGAGGAUGGUGUUAAAUAUGCUAAUAAAUGUGAAGUCUGUAAAAUAUUAGCCCAAGAAUUAGAGGGUCGUUUACUGGAGACCGGUAAGACGAGUGAAUAUUUGGAGAUAGGUUACUCAAUCGAUCUGCCAAAAAAGAAAAAAGAGUACAAAAAAUCGGAACUGCGUUUAGUUGAAUCACUUGAUGGCCUUUGUGAGAGAAUACUUAAGUAUAAUAUUCACAAAGAAAGGACCGAUAGUACACGAUUUGCUAAAGGAAUGAGCCAAACAUUUCAAACAUUACACGGCCUUGUGAAUAAAGGUGUAAAAGUUGAGCUCGGUAUACCAUAUGAACUUUGGGACAAACCUUCGGUUGAAAUCACAAAUAUGAAAACUCAAUGUGAAGAUUUAUUGGAAACCUAUGAAUCAGAUAUAGAGCAGUGGUAUUUUAAUGAUCAAGCUGAAAGCUUAAGAAGUUAUUUAUGCAAAGACCGUGCAUUAAAGGAUUCUGAUCAAACAUGCUUGGAUGAGGCAUCUCCAUCUAAAGGAGAUACGAGACAGAUAAAUCAAGAAUUGUAAAAAAAUCAAUACACAUAUUGAAGUUUGUAUAUAAAGUUAAUAUUUCGUAAACAUCAUUGAAAAUACUCAAAGAACUUUAAAUGCAAUUAUUGUAUAAUCACAUUUUAUGACAUCUAAAAUUAUUUAUUUAUAAUAAUGAAUUAAGUAAUUAUGGUACUAAUCAGAUACUUUUUAUCUUAUUAAGUUAUUUGAAUUCACUUAGACAUAGAACAAUACAUGUAAUAUUUUAUUUUUUAUGAGUAUAUAAUAAACUGAUAUGUCCAAGU